Molecule: messenger RNA, 1583 nt
Organism: Lentinula edodes (shiitake mushroom)
Lineage: Eukaryota; Fungi; Basidiomycota; Agaricomycetes; Agaricales; Omphalotaceae
Exons: 7
Coding region: 87-1490 (467 amino acids)
Biological process (GO): protein deubiquitination; ubiquitin-dependent protein catabolic process
Cellular component (GO): cytoplasm
Molecular function (GO): cysteine-type deubiquitinase activity
Source: RefSeq, a predicted model, not a curated record
CAAGGCGCCAAUAAGCAAACGCUCAUCAUUCAAAAUCACAGGUUCAAUAACGACGCGGCUGUCGCUAGCGCUUCCUGUAUACUACAAUGGACCUCAUAGGCGGACCUUUCUCUGUCAUUGAAUCUGACCCCGGAGUAUUCACAUCCUUAACGCGGAAACUAGGUGUCAAAAAUUUGUCGGUGGUUGAGGUGUUUGACAUCGAGCCGUGGGCAACUGACCACCUGCAACCUCACGGCCUCGUAUUCUGUUUCCACUGGCGAAAAGAUGUCCAUCGACCAGCGGAAUUUGAGAAUCCAGAGCAAGUCUGGUUCGCGAAUCAGUUAUCUGACGAUGCCUGUGCUUCACAUGCAAUCCUCAACGUCCUCCUUAACUGUCCAACCGUAGACCUUGGUCUUACUCUACAACAAUUCAGAGACGAAACGAAAGAGAUGUCGCCUGUAAUGAAAGGCCUAGCGGUCACGAAUUCCACACAUAUUCGUAAUGCCCACAAUUCUCUAGCUCGUCAGGCUGAUCUUCGCGGCUCUCUUAAUGCUAUCGCAACUACUACAUUGGAUAUACAGAAGGCGAAGGCGAAGGAGCUGCAAUCUAAGAAAAAACAAACCGCCACACCUAGUAAAUCCAAACCUUCCAAAUCAAAAUCCAAAACUGUCGACUCUUCAGAAACCACCGAAGAAGAAGUGUAUCAUUUCAUUGGUUACGUUCCUGCUUUUGGUAAAGUUUGGGAAUUGGAUGGACUCAAGCCUGGGCCUCUGGAAGUUGGUGAGCUCGCAUCGGAGGGCAAUACCACAGAUUGGAUGGACGUCGCGCGACCAGCAAUUCGAAUGAAAAUGGCGAAAUACGGUGGGGGUGCUGACGCAGGGAAUAUCCGUUUUAGUCUUCUUGCAUUUGUGGAUGGGAGCUACGAGAAGGCAAACGACGAAUGGGAGUAUUGGAGACGGGAAAGACGUAGCAUAGAAAGAAGGCUAGAUGAGACAGACUCUGGCUGGAAAUCUAAGGUUGAUCAAGAGCUGCUUAAAAUAUCGGAGCAUGCAUUCACAUUGCCUGAUGCUCCAGGACGCAUGUUCUUGCAAGCAGGCUCGCGACGUUUACUUCGAGACGCAGAUAUCCUGUCAUCGCCUCCGGAUAUGCUUCUUGAACAGUGGGAGAAUGCAGUCCAACAGGCGGCUAGACUGAAAACGAAUGUCGAAGAUGAGAUUCAGAAAGCGGCUACCGAUUGGUCAGACUUUAUCAAACGAACACACGAUUACGAACCGUUUUGCGUAGAAUAUAUCAGAUGCCUGCAUCGAGAUGGUUUCCUAGAAGCCCUUCUCGACAUUGCCAAGAAUAUAACUCCUCCGCAGACAGUUGUGAAGGCAAAGAAACCCAAAACGUCACUUCCAGACGAGAAUUUUGAUCAAGAGGGUUUGGAAGUUCAAGAUAUGGCGGACCAUAACAAUAACAACGAUGACGACGACGCUUGGAAACCAACUCCAUCACGUCAACAAAUUUGAUUCUCAUCUGCAAAACCUGUUUUUUCGGCUAAUUCUCCGAAAGCAGCUGAGAGCACUUCCCAGCAGCCAAAGCACCCAGAGCAAGGUUGAAAU